Lotus japonicus is the source of this 921-nucleotide messenger RNA. RefSeq lists its product as uncharacterized. The transcript has a single exon. The record is from RefSeq and is a predicted model, not a curated record. Lineage: Eukaryota; Viridiplantae; Streptophyta; Magnoliopsida; Fabales; Fabaceae. The coding region runs from base 1 to 921 and encodes 306 amino acids.
AUGAAGAACCUCGUUCUAAAAGCAUAUAGUGGCAAGGCCGAUCCCAAGGAGCACCUGCUGUAUUUCAACACGAAGAUGGUGAUAAGUGCAGCUUCUGACGCGGUGAAAUGCAGAAUGUUCCCGUCAACUUUCAAAGGCACAGCGAUGGCGUGGUUCACGACCUUGCUUCGUGGAUCUAUCACGAACUUCCGCGAUUUCUCGUCAAAGUUCCUUGUUCAGUUUUCCGCGAGCAAGAGCAAGCAGGCUACGAUAGAGGACUUAUACAAUGUGCGCCAAUCAUACGGGGAAACUCUGAAGCAAUACGUGAAACGAUCCAGUGUGGCGUCUGUUAAAAUUGAGGAAUCAGAACUGCAUGCUUGUGCGCGUGCUUUCAAGAACAGGUUACAACCAGGAAAGCUGAACAGUAAGUUGAGCCCAAAGUCGGCUCGGUCGAUGGCGGAGAUCCGCGCGCGGGCAAACACUUACAUUUUGGACGAGGAGGAUGAUGCUUUCAAACGAAAAUGUGCAAAAACGGAAAAGGAGGGCGAUCAGAGAGAUGCAUCGUCGGAAGGAAAACCAAGUAAAGAGAAAGGAGAAGGUGGUAGGCGGCGAGAUAAGAAGAUAAAGUCUGGGGAAAGGACUGCGAAGGAACCAUUGUACCCUAGGAAGGAAAGCUUCGAGCGCCGUCGCCCGUGGCAUCAGACCGACUCCCGCCGGCGUGUGGAGUCGGGGAAGAGUCUAAACGCGCAUUUGACAGAACUACUUCGGGAGGUCAAGGCGACGCAUGCGGUCGAGGCGGGUGAGAAGAAGACCAACCCGCCUCGAGUGGCGGUGGACAAAACAAAGUGGUGCGAGUACCACCGCUCGGCGGGUCACGACACCGGAAACUGUUUCACUUUAAAGAACGAGAUUGAAAGGUUAAUUUGGGUGGGACGCUCGUAG